AUGAAACGAGUGAGUGAGUUUGAUACGAUUGAAGACUUCUGGGGAACGAUCAACAACAUUCCUCCACCAAGCAAACUUCCUGUUGGGUGUAACUACCAUCUCUUCCGUGAAGGGAUCAUGCCUAUGUGGGAAGAUGCUCACAACGCCAAGGGUGGAAAAUGGACUUACAAUGAGAAAAGAAAUGGCGGAAGAUCAACCAAGACGGUUGAUGAUAUGUGGCUUUACACGAUGCUGUCUCUGGUGGGUGAAACUUAUCCAGACUCCGACCAGAUCUGUGGAGCCGUUUGUUCGUUGCGACAGAAGCAUGACAGGGUGGCGGUCUGGACCAAGGAUGCUCAAGACUCCGAUGCCUAUGAAGUCAUUGGGAGAUUGUUUCGUGAUGCCCUCUUGCAAGCCUUAGGAAGUGGAAGGAUUAUCAACGAGAAAGACUACGAAUAUCAGCCACAUGAUGAAUCGCUCAAGAAGCUGAUGGGGACGCGCAAGAGAUGA
Guillardia theta CCMP2712 is the source of this 489-nucleotide messenger RNA. Its product is annotated as translation initiation factor 4F, cap-binding subunit. NCBI's taxonomy places the organism in Eukaryota, Cryptophyceae, Pyrenomonadales, Geminigeraceae. Gene Ontology annotation, biological process: translational initiation. Gene Ontology annotation, cellular component: eukaryotic translation initiation factor 4F complex. Gene Ontology annotation, molecular function: RNA 7-methylguanosine cap binding; translation initiation factor activity. The transcript has 8 exons. Bases 1 to 489 code for a protein of 162 amino acids. The record is from RefSeq and is a predicted model, not a curated record.